AUGCCCGAGGACGACAAAUACGAGGUCCUUGAGAAGAUUGGCCAUGGCUCGUUCGGAAUCAUUCGCAAAGUCAAGCGCAAGACCGAUGGAUAUAUCCUCUGCCGGAAAGAGAUUUCGUACUCGAAGAUGUCACAAAAGGAGAAGGAACAGCUACAAGCCGAGCUAUCUAUCCUCAAGGAGCUCGUCCACCCCAAUAUCGUCCGCUAUUACGAACGCGAACACCUGAAGGCGUCACAAGACCUGCACCUAUACAUGGAAUACUGCGGCAACGGCGACCUCGGUCGCGUCAUUCAGAACCUCAAGAACAAGAACCAAGUCGCUGAAGAAGAGUUUGUCUGGUCGAUAUUUUCCCAGAUCGUCAACGCACUGUACCGCUGUCACUACGGACAGGAUCCGCCGCCAGCGGGGCAGAAUGUCAUGGGUCUCGGUGCGGACGCGAAGCCUGUACGGGACCGAAACGGCAGGCCUAUGAUCCUGCACCGUGACCUGAAGCCCGAGAACAUUUUUCUCGAUCACGACAACUCCGUCAAGCUCGGUGACUUCGGUCUCUCCAAGAUUCUCCAAUCGCACGACUUUGCUUCCACAUAUGUAGGGACACCCUUUUACAUGUCGCCUGAGAUAUGCAAGGCAGAGCAGUACGGCCCUCACUCCGACAUAUGGGCGCUUGGCUGCAUAAUAUACGAGAUGUGCGCGAAGCAGCCACCCUUCAACGCAAGGACCCAUCUCGACCUCAUCCAGAAGAUUCGUAUGGGCCGAUACCCACCCAUUCCUGCUGUGUAUUCUCCAGAGUUGAACAAAGUUAUCGCAUCAUGCCUUCAGGUCUCACCCACAAACCGCCCAGAUACAGCACAGCUGUUAAACCUGCCGAUAGUGAAACUCAUGCGCAAAGAGCAAGAGGUGGUUAAGAUCAGUCAGGAGCUGAAGGAUCAAGAGACGAAGCUGAUACAGAGAGAAAAGGCAUUUGAUGUUAAGGUCAUCAACAUGCGCAAAGAGAUCAAUGACCAGCUCCGACGAGAGUGGGAGGUCAAAGCGCAAUUGGAGAUCGAGAAACGAGUAAAGUACGAGGUCGAACGGAGGUACCAGAUUGAGUUCAAGAAGCUGCAGGAUACAUUCGAGAUGGAAGUCAAGGCACAGGUGGAGAGGGCGUUGAAGAAGUACCCUGCUCGCCCGAGCACGUCACCGAAACUUGCUCCUCGCUCAAACACACCAACACAGCCUGCAGAGCAGGGUGUAUUGUUUCCUGCUAAUGGGGACUCGACUAGCACUGCAGGCACCAACUCUGAUUGGAACAGCGCAACUGAUAUCUCUUCUCUCUCGAUUGAUGAUUCGAUCGACGAUAUCUUGGGUGCGGAAGGCCAUAGCAUUACUCAAGAUGCCCGAGUUCCAGUCAUCAAUCAUCUACCAAAGAAGAAGGCUCGAGCGCCGCUCACUCGGGCUAGAACCAUGGCAGGACCGGUCAGCCAGCCACCACCCUCGCCUAUGGAUGUUCAGAUGGGCGAGCCAUCUCCAGCGCCCGCAUCCCUCGCAGUCAGUGGUCUCUCCCUGUCCCCUCGCCGCGAGAAGCAAUCAAGCAAGAACAUCUUUGCAGCAGCGAAGGAGGCCGCAAAGAGAUGGGAAGGCGAGGUCCCGCCAUCACCAACUGAUGACGACUGGAACGCCGAUCUCGACGACGACGAUAUCCCAGCCCUCCCAUCACCGACUCGUUCGCGUAGCGGUUCAGGCAGUCGCAAGUCCAACGAGGACCCCUUCAAGACCCUUGCAGCUGCGCAGAAGCCUCUCCCACGGCCCACAACACGCCUGGCAACGACACCAUCACUGGCGCCUAACGGCCAGAGACCCCGUCCGCACUCCGCAGUGCCCAUCAUAGCCACCUCGCCUGCCCGCGCGCGCUCAAAGCCCGAGACUAGCAGUCCUGUCCGUAGAGCGGCAAAACCAGCUGAGUCCUCCGGCCUGCUCAAGAAGAAGACUCCAGCAAAUGGCGGUCGCCCGCUGGGUCGGACGCUCGUGGAGCUCCAGCAAGCGCGUGGUAUUCCUCAGGCUUUGAGCGAGGACGAGGGCAAGCGCGGCAUGCGGACGGGGAUUAGGAGCCCCCUCAAAGCUAGGAGCGCAGUUGCGACCAGGGAGUUGAAGCCGGCCGUAGUGUGGAAUCCCGAGGAGUGCGAUGAAAUGCCUAGCCCUUUCAUUGUCAAGACGAGGAAGUUGAUUAUAUGA
Messenger RNA from Didymosphaeria variabile, 2211 nucleotides. It is a transcript of the gene KIN3, whose product is annotated as G2-specific serine/threonine protein kinase. Lineage: Eukaryota; Fungi; Ascomycota; Dothideomycetes; Pleosporales; Didymosphaeriaceae. Bases 1 to 2211 code for a protein of 736 amino acids. Gene Ontology annotation, biological process: protein phosphorylation. Gene Ontology annotation, molecular function: protein kinase activity; ATP binding. The transcript has 4 exons. The record is from RefSeq and is a predicted model, not a curated record.